CUGUUGUCGGGACGGAGGACGCCUUAAUCUGCCGCCUAACCCUGACGCCCUGCCCCAGUUUGCGUCUGAUCUGUGCUGAACUGUAGCGGACUUCAUGGCGUCGUACGAUGAUGAUGAGAACUUCGGGAGUUACGGAGUCGUCGGCUCCUUCCCGAAGGACUUCGGGUACGGCCCUGACGAACAGGACACGGAGGAUCGGUCACCUUCAGCCGAGAGCAAGCCCAGAAUCCUGCUCAUGGGGCUCAGGAGGAGCGGGAAGUCAUCCAUCCAGAAGGUCGUGUUCCAUAAGAUGUCUCCCAACGAAACCCUGUUUCUGGAGUCCACCAACAAGAUCGUCAAGGACGAUAUUUCCAACAGCUCGUUUGUGCAGUUCCAAAUCUGGGACUUCCCCGGACAAAUCGACUUCUUCGAUCCAACCUUCGACUCAGAGAUGAUCUUUGGUGGCUGCGGAGCUCUCAUCUUUGUCAUUGAUGCACAGGAUGACUACAUGGAGGCUCUGGCAAAACUUCACAUGACAGUCUCAAGGGCGUACAAGGUCAACCCUAACAUCAAGUUUGAAGUUUUCAUCCACAAGGUGGACGGCCUGUCAGACGACCAUAAGAUCGAGACCCAGCGAGACAUUCACCAGCGGGCUAACGAUGACCUGGCCGACGCUGGGCUGGAGGCCAUUCACCUCAGUUUCUACCUGACGAGUAUCUAUGACCACUCCAUCUUCGAGGCCUUCAGCAAAGUUGUGCAGAAACUCAUCCCCCAGCUGCCGACCCUGGAGAACCUGCUCAACAUUCUCAUCUCGAACUCUGGGAUUGAGAAAGCGUUCCUGUUUGACGUCGUGAGUAAGAUCUACAUCGCCACCGACAGCUCGCCGGUCGACAUGCAGUCCUACACACUCACACACAUGUACCCUCCUGCAGUCCUACACUCACACACACACAUGUACCCUCCUGUCUCCCUGCAGAACUCUGGGAUUGAGAAAGCGUUCCUGUUCGAUGUCGUGAGUAAGAUCUACAUCGCCACUGACAGCUCGCCCGUCGACAUGCAGUCCUACGAACUCUGCUGUGACAUGAUCGACGUCGUCAUAGACGUCUCCUGUAUCUACGGCUUGAAAGACGGGGAGGGCAGCUGCUAUGACAAAGAGUCAUCCUCCAUCAUCAAGCUGAACAACGCGACGAUCCUGUACCUGCGGGAGGUCAACAGGUGCUCCAGAGGUCAACUCCAAGACAGAAAGUCUGGCCAUGUACCUGGCAGGCUGACUCUACUAACAGUUUGUCAUCCAUGUUUUCUCAUUAGGAACAUAACAUUAUCUCUGCAUAUGGAACAUCACUGGUAUCCAUGGUUACCCAUUCUGCAUAUGGAACAUCACUGGUAUCCAUGGUUACCCAUUCUGCAUAGGGAACAUCACUGGUAUCCAUGGUUACCCAUUCUGUACAAUGGAAUCUAGAUCCAUGAAUUGUCAGAUGACUUGUGUUAGAUGUGAUUUUGAAUAUUACGAGUCUCUAACAUGGGUGAAAUCAUGUGAUUUACAUGUUUCAAACAGCAGCCUUUCACAUGUUUUAUAGUUAUAUUCUAUAAGUGAGAUUGUGUGAGAAGUUUUAGCCCAGCCUUUACAGACUCUGCCUGACUAAAGCUGGACUCGAGACAGGCAACAUUACCGCCUGGCGCUCUGUCCAGCUGGCUUCAUGUAGGUCAAACUGGGCUGCAGGAUUGCACUCAAAUCUACUCUCCUCUCAUCAAGGUCAGAGUCACCUUCAGAUGACCUCCAUCUCACACAUUAGAAUCACGUGACCUUGAGUAUCAUUGACAUGACAGAAUUUCUUUACAAAGAGGUGCCCUACUUACUGUAAUUUAUCUAAUCUCUACGGCUAUUCUAAACCCCACGAGUGUAGAACUAAGAAGAUGUACAGUAAGUCCUCCCAUGGUUCCUCGGGCUGCAGUUUCGCCCGCUGAGAAUUCUGGGAUUGUCGACAUUUGUCCGCAGUCGUCACGGCAACAGUUGUCACGGCAACAGUUGUCACGGCAACAGUUGUCACGGCAACAGUUGUCACGGCAACGUGAGAAGCAACAUUUUGGCACAUAAUCAGGCAGUCUGUCCAUCUGCUUCUGCUGAUUCUCCAGUCAUUAAACAUGUCUUCAUUAAUAUGAUUGUCUGAUGCAUACAUAGGAGCAGUCCCCGGCCUGGCUUGUUGGCUGGAUUUUCAGGAUUCUCCAGUUUAAAAAUGUUGUUAGAGCCUCUGUCAAAGGCAGUUAGGAUGUGGGUAGCUCUGACUGGUAGGUAACUCAUGGUUUAAUUGUCAGGAUUCUCCAGUUCAGAAUUGUUGGCAGCCUCCAUCAGAGAUGUGUUUGUGUCAGAUGUGAAGGUCAGUUGUGAUGCAGCUGACGGUGACUGUGAGUUCUGAUUGGUCAGUUGUCAUGCAGCUGAUG
Molecule: messenger RNA, 2418 nt
Organism: Branchiostoma belcheri (Belcher's lancelet)
Lineage: Eukaryota; Metazoa; Chordata; Leptocardii; Amphioxiformes; Branchiostomatidae
Product: ras-related GTP-binding protein C-like
Exons: 10
Coding region: 95-1438 (447 amino acids)
Biological process (GO): regulation of autophagy; positive regulation of TOR signaling; cellular response to starvation
Cellular component (GO): Gtr1-Gtr2 GTPase complex; nucleus; lysosome
Molecular function (GO): GTP binding; GTPase activity
Source: RefSeq, a predicted model, not a curated record